CGUUCGCCAGGGGGCCGCAGCUAUCCGGCGCGACUGCUGCUCCACAAUCGAGGGUGAUGGCAUCGCUCACUGUGAAGGCGUACCUUCUGGGCAAGGAGGACGCGGCCCGCGAGAUCCGCCGCUUCAGCUUCUGCUUCAGCGCUGAGCCCGAGGCGGAGGCCGAGGCCGCUGCGGGCCCCGGACCCUGCGAGCGGCUGUUGACCCGGGUGGCCGCCCUGUUCCCCGUGCUGCGUCCGGGCAGCUUCCAGGCGUACUACCGCGAUGAGGACGGGGACCUGGUUGCUUUCUCCAGUGAUGAGGAACUGACGAUGGCAAUGGCCUAUGUGAAGGAUGACAUUUUCCGCAUUUACAUUAAAGAGAGGAAGGAGUGUCGGCGGGACCACCGCCCGCCAUGUGCGCAGGAGGCGCCCCGAAGCAUGGUGCACCCCAACGUGAUAUGCGAUGGUUGCAAUGGCCCGGUGGUGGGGACCCGGUACAAGUGCAGUGUCUGCCCUGACUACGACCUGUGUGCCAGCUGCGAGGGGAAGGGCAUGCACCGAGAGCACAGCAAGCUUGCCUUCCCCAGCCCCAUGGGGUUUCUCUCUGAGGGCUUCUCUCAUAGCCGCUGGCUCCGGAAGCUGAAGCACGGGCACUUUGGAUGGCCCGGCUGGGAAAUGGGACUCCCUGGGAACUGGAGCCCUCGGCCUCCUCGGGCAGGGGAAGCCAGCUGCGGCCCCACAGCAGACUCUGCUCCAGGUCCAUCAGAGGAUCCCAGUGUGAACUUCCUCAAGAACGUGGGGGAAAGUGUGGCAGCUGCCCUCAGCCCCCUGGGCAUCGAGGUGGAUAUUGACGUGGAACAUGGAGGGAAGAGAAGCCGCCUCGCACCUGCGUCUGCCGGCAGCACCAGUGCAGAGGGCAGGCACGGCUCUCCUGGCCCCAGCACAUCAGAUGGGGUCGUGGAGGGGCCCGUGCGGUCUCUGGCCGAGCAAAUGGACAAGAUAGCCCUGCAGCCCGGCACACAGCCUGAGGAGCAGAUGGAGUCGGAUAACUGCUCAGGAGGAGAUGACGACUGGACCCACUUGUCUUCUAAAGAGGUGGACCCAUCCACAGGGGAACUCCAGUCCCUGCAGAUGCCUGGCUCGGAGGGGCCUGGCUCUCUGGACCCUUCCCAGGAAGGACCCACGGGGCUGAAGGAGGCAGCCGUGUACCCACACCUGCCGCCAGAAGCUGACCCCCGGCUCAUUGAGUCGCUCUCCCAGAUGCUGUCCAUGGGCUUCUCUGACGAGGGCGGCUGGCUCACCAGGCUCCUGCAGACCAAGAAUUAUGACAUUGGGGCUGCCCUGGACACCAUCCAGUAUUCGAAGCACCCACCGCCCUUGUGACACUCUGUGCCUACCUGUUACCCGUCCCCUUUCUGGUCAUAUUUGUGUUGAGUGUAGAACCCAGGCCUCAGCAAGGGCCAGUGUCUCUUCUUUCAGAGUCGGGGGCGGGGCUGCAUGAAGCCUUGUAGGGCAGUAGGACAAGCGUCAUGAGGAGGGAGUUCCAAAUGUGCUGAUAUCCGAAGAGCAUUUUCCAGGGUGCCCUGGGGCAGAGCAGGGCUCCUCCGCCUCCUGCAGCUGCUCUCCACCAGCCCGAGUCACCAGCCGUGUAGAGCGCCUCUUGCCUGAUGGCCCUUCUGCUUUUUUAAAACGACUGACAGUUCGCUGACCCGUAGCUGAUUUUCUGCUGGAAACCUGACCUGCUCCAGGUUCACCGGAACACAGCCACCCUCCUGUCAGGAAGGCGGCUGUCCUGGUGCGAAUCCUGUGGGGAGGAUGGCCCGGGACCAGCUUCAUGUCCGGGAACAGGAAGGGCUGACGGGAACCGAUGGUGGUCGCAAUUCUCUCCCAAGUGUGUCACCUGCUUUUAAAGGAAGAAUAUCCCUUUGUAGCCAUUCUGUUAGCAUAUUUGUAAUCCACCUGUAAUUAAAUGGUAUAAGCACUUUA
Artibeus jamaicensis (Jamaican fruit-eating bat) is the source of this 1964-nucleotide messenger RNA. It is a transcript of the gene SQSTM1, whose product is annotated as sequestosome 1. Gene Ontology annotation, molecular function: zinc ion binding; protein kinase C binding; K63-linked polyubiquitin modification-dependent protein binding. The transcript has 8 exons. Gene Ontology annotation, cellular component: aggresome; amphisome. Bases 57 to 1361 code for a protein of 434 amino acids. Lineage: Eukaryota; Metazoa; Chordata; Mammalia; Chiroptera; Phyllostomidae. The record is from RefSeq and is a predicted model, not a curated record. Gene Ontology annotation, biological process: aggrephagy; endosome organization; mitophagy.